UGUUGAACUUAAAAAAAAUGUGACAUCAAAAUGUGCACUUUCAAUUAUAUUGUAAAGGAACUUUAUAUAAGGAGCAUAAGAGUAAUACUGAAAUGAACUAACUCAAAGUUAAUACAGGUUAAGCAUUUGUAUCAAGCUAGAUAAAAAAGUUUAUUCUGCAACUGUCACAUUGGCCUUGGCAGUGGUGAAAUCUGUGGGAUUCACACACCUGUGGGCAUCAGCCACGAGAAAACACCUGUUCUGUGAACUUCUGAGGGAAAAUAUAUAGAUGACAGAAGUGUUCAGAGUGCAGAAAGUCCAGACAGACUGCAAACAUGCUGAGGAUCCUGUUGUUGAGCCUGCUGGCCACCCUGGCGCUGGCUGAGCCCAGAUAUCUGGAGGAGGUCCCUGAGGAGAGGGUCGUUGGUGGAGAGGUGGUAAAACCCAACUCUUGGCCUUGGCAGAUCUCUCUCCAGUACCUGUCUGGCGGCAGCUACUAUCAUACCUGUGGUGGGACUCUGAUCAGAAAUAAUUGGGUGAUGACCGCCGCCCACUGCGUUGACAGCUCGAGAACUUGGCGUGUUGUCCUGGGCGACCAUGACAUCUACAACCAUGAGGGUCGUGAGCAGUACAUGAGCGUCAGCGCCGUCCACAUCCACCCCAACUGGAAUAGCAACAGUGUGUCUUCUGGGUAUGUAAACAUUACAUACACAACAUACAUAACUGUGGAGGCAAUUAUACACAACUUAUAA
Molecule: messenger RNA, 731 nt
Organism: Onychostoma macrolepis
Lineage: Eukaryota; Metazoa; Chordata; Actinopteri; Cypriniformes; Cyprinidae
Product: elastase-1-like
Exons: 4
Coding region: 315-731 (138 amino acids)
Biological process (GO): proteolysis
Molecular function (GO): serine-type endopeptidase activity
Source: RefSeq, a predicted model, not a curated record